UCAUGAGUACAUCAGUGGUUACUACAGAGUAUCAGUCUACUUCCUGUGUAAGAUACUCAGUGACAUCAUCACCUUAAGGACACUCCCUGCCAUCGUCUUCAGCUGUGUGGCUUACUUCAUGAUCGGGUAUAAAGCUACAGUAGAGGCCUUCUUCCUGUUCAUGUUGACCGUAGCUCUGGUUGCCUAUACAGCUACUGCUAUGACCAUGGCUAUAUCAGCUGACCAGAGUGUUGUGGCGAUCGCCAACAUCUUCAUGACCAUAGCCUUCGUCUUCAUGAUGAUCUUCUCAGGCCUGUUGGUGAACCUGCCCAGUAUUGUUGAGUGGCUAGCCUGGUUCCAGUACCUCAGCAUCCCUCGGUACGGACUAACAGCUCUCCAAAUUAAUGAGUUUGUAGGUCUCCAGUUCUGUGGAGACAUUCCCCUCAACGGCACCUUGCCCCCUGGUAUGACAUGCACGGGGGAAGACUUUCUGAAGAACCAGGGGAUCGACUACACCACGUGGGGGCUGUGGCAGAAUCACGUUGCCCUGGCGAUCAUGACCGUAAUCUUCCUGUUGAUCGCGUACUUCAAACUACGCUUCAUCAAGAAGUUCACAUAGAGGUCAGGGGUCACGGGUUAAGCCUAUUGUACACCUUCCCUUGUCCUCCUCUCAAACGAAAUGCUGUAACUUCCACUGACAUGUCAGCGUCCGCAGGACACUUUUUAAGGGAGCAAAAAAUUAGAUCGAGGCGGAAGGUGAAAUUAGGCAUUAGAGGUCCAUCAUCAUCAUCAUCAUCAUCAUCCGACAACUAUUGUGCCAAAUCAAUAAAUGCAAUGAUUUCUCUACCAAUGUGUCUUAUCUACAGAUGUUUUAAAUCAUGUCUCAAGGUGUCUAUGUGAUUUUAUUUUUGAACCAUUCGUGUUUUUAUGACGUGCAAUUUGUUAAAUGUUUUAUCGAUGCAACACAAUUAACGUGUAUUGAUACCAAAUAUAUUGAUGAUUUGGUAAUCUGUAAAGACAGAUAAUAACUACUUAUGCAGGUGAGUCCCUAGGUGGGUCCCAAACGGUACCCUGUCCCCUAAACGUGUAUUGAUGCCUACGGUUGAACAGGGCCCCUAGGACUCUGGACACAAGUAGUUCCCUACUGUUGAACAGGGCCCCUAGGAUUCUGGACACAAGUAGUUCCCUACUGUUGAACAGGGCCCCUAGGACUCUGGAUACAAGUAGUUCCCUACUGUUGAACAGGGCCCCUAGGACUCUGGAUACAAGUAGUUCACUACUGUUGAACAGGGCCCUAGGACUCUGGACACAAGAAGUUCCCUACUGUUGAACAGGGCCCCUAGGACUCUGGACACAAGUAGUUCCCUACUGUUGAACAGGGCCCCUAGGACUCUGGACACAAGUAGUUCCCUACUGUUGAACAGGGCCCCUAGGACUCUGGACACAAGUAGUUCCCUACUGUUGAACAGGGCCCCUAGGACUCUGGACACAAGUAGUUCCCUACUGUUGAACAGGGCCCCUAGGACUCUGGACACAAGAAGUUCACUAUAAAGGGACUAGGGUGCUGUUUUGGACACAGUCCUAGACAUGUUUCUAUUAACGUUUUGUACACUGUAUAAACACUCCUACACUAACACAUGAUCGACGGCACAGGAGGCUGGUGAGGGGGAGGACGGUGCAUAAUAAUGUCUGGAAUGGAAUCAGCCACAUGGAAACCACGUGUUUGCUACCAAUCCCUUAAUUCCGUUCCUGCCAUAACUAUGAGCCUAUCCUCCCCACCAGCCACCUGUGAUGAACAGUAUAACAAUGAUAAUUAUGCAAAAA
Oncorhynchus keta (chum salmon) is the source of this 1803-nucleotide messenger RNA. Its product is annotated as broad substrate specificity ATP-binding cassette transporter ABCG2-like. NCBI's taxonomy places the organism in Eukaryota, Metazoa, Chordata, Actinopteri, Salmoniformes, Salmonidae. The annotation marks the transcript as partial. The transcript has 4 exons. Gene Ontology annotation, cellular component: plasma membrane. The record is from RefSeq and is a predicted model, not a curated record. Gene Ontology annotation, molecular function: ABC-type transporter activity.